UAUGAAUCUAUAUCUUUUGAGAAUUUGGGUGUACAUGAAGCAUCAUCAGACUGUAUAUUUUCUUGAAAUUUUGUGAUGUGCAAGCAAUACCCAAAUAAUUUUUUGUUCUUCCAGAUUUACCCUUAUCUUCUUCUCAGAGGAAUUGGGCUUUUAUCUAAUGACAGGAUUUCUAGGGUUCUAUUGGUUUGAUGAAUUUUUUUCCUGAUAAUGAAAGGUGGGUCUUGGUGGUAAUAUUUGGAUUUGUGGGGUAUCUUUGAACGCAUCAAUUUUUUUUUUCUUUUUUGUAAUUUUACUGGAAAAGGGAAAAACUGGGGGGGAGGGUUCUCUUCAUGCCAUCUGGUAUAGGGUUAGGGUUCUUGUUAGAUCUGUUGAAAUCAGAUAUUUUCUUAAUUUUUAAGUGAUAUCCGGAGUUAGGGUUUUUAAUUUAGUCUGCAAUUUUGUGUCUUCCGGUUCCUAAUUUUCUGGGUGUAGUGAAUGGAGUCUGAGCUGCUUUCACUUAACUGAAAUCCAGAAUCUUGGAUAAAGGAACACGAAACUUGGGACCUAAUCUGGAAGUCUCUGUAAAGAAUAUUUAAUUGUCACCUUGAGUUAUAUAUAUUAAAUGGGGACGGAGCUCGUGAGAGUUUGUGUUAAAGAAGAGACUGAUGAAUUUCCAUCAGUUCCUCCAGGUUUUGAGUCAUAUCCAUCUUUCCCCUUAAAGAGAAUAAAAAAUAAGGAAGGGCAUGAUAGAGAUAAUAAUUAUGGACGAUUUGAUAGUUCAGAAGAUGAAUCUGAUACCAGAAAGCGUGAUCAAGAUCUUGAUCGAAAGCUUCGUCUUCCUAAGGGCGUUAUCCGUGGGUGUGCGGAGUGUAGUGGUUGCCAAAAGGUAAUUGCAAGAUGGUGUCCAGAAGCAGCUUGCAAGCCCAACCUUGAAGAUGCUCCUGUAUUCUACCCAAACGAAGAGGAGUUUGAAGAUACUUUAAGAUAUAUAAAUAGUAUUCGCUCAAGAGCCGAACAGUAUGGAAUCUGUCGCAUUGUUCCUCCUCCUUCUUGGAAACCUCCUUGUCCUCUUCAGGAAAAAAUUGUAUGGGAAAGUUCUAUGUUUUCUACCCGAAUCCAAAGAGUUGAUAAGCUUCAGAACCGGGAUUCAAUGAGAAAGAUGUCAAAAGUUCAUAACCAAACGAGAAGGAAAAGGAGACGAUGCACAAAAACAGCUGUGGAAUGUGGGACUAAAAGUGGCAGUAUCUCAGGUUGCAAUGAUGCGGGCAUCCAUGAGCCAGAGAGAUUUGGUUUUGAACCUGGUCCAAGCUUUACUCUGGAUAAAUUUCAGAAAUACGCUGAUGAUUUUAAGGCCCAGUACUUUAGGAGAAAUGAAAAUAUUACAGGUGCAGAAGGUAACACUAGCAUGCUUCCAGAGCACUGGGAGCCAUCAAUUGAGGAUAUUGAGGGUGAAUACUGGCGGAUAGUAGAGAAAGCCACAGAAGAAAUAAGAGGUACAAUUUUAAAUUAUGUCUGUUUGAAAUCAAAAGUAUGGGAGUUCUUGGUCAUGAGAAAUAAUUCAUUUAUCUUUAUUGCUUCAGCUGAUUUUUUUUUUCUUCCUGUUUUCUACUCGUUUCUAUGUGCACAGCAUGUUGAAGAUCACCACUUAUAUUCUUUAAAUUACAUGCAUUUGGGUGCUCCGAAAAUGUGGUACGGUGUCCCUGGGAAAGAUGCCAUUAAACUGGAGGCGACCAUGCGGAAGCAUUUGCCUGAACUUUUUGAGGAGCAACCUGACUUACUUCAUAAGCUAGUCACACAGCUCUCCCCCUCUAUACUGAAAGCUGAAGGGGUACCUGUAUUUCGGUGCAUUCAGAAUGCUGGAGAGUUUGUUCUUACCUUUCCCCGAGCAUAUCAUGCAGGGUUUAAUCAUGGUUUCAACUGUGCGGAAGCAGUAAAUGUGGCUCCUGUUGACUGGUUACCUCAUGGACAGAUUGCCAUAGAGCUAUACCGGGAACAGGGUCGAAGAACUUCCAUUUCCCAUGAUAAACUGCUGCUUGGGGCGGCAAGGGAAGCAGUGAGAGCUCAUUGGGAGCUUAACUUGCUGAAGAAAAAUACUGUGGAUAACUUGCGGUGGAAAGAGUUAUGUGGAAAGGAUGGGGUCUUGGCAAUAGCUCUCAAGAAACGAGUGGAGAUGGAACGCGUCUGGAGGGAAUUCCUCUGCAAUCCUUCAAAGACGCUGAAGAUGGAGAGCAAUUUUGAUGCUACUAGUGAGAGAGAAUGCAGUUUAUGCCUUUUCGACUUGCAUCUUUCUGCUGCUGGUUGUCAGUGUUCGCCAGAUAAAUAUGCUUGCUUGAAUCAUGCGAAGCAGUUCUGUUCAUGCGGUUGGGAUGCCAAAUUUUUUCUCUUCCGCUAUGAAAUCAAUGAACUUAAUAUCCUUGUUGAGGCAUUGGAAGGAAAAUUAAGUGCAGUAUAUAGAUGGGCAAGACUGGAUCUUGGAUUGGCCCUGAGUUCAUAUAUUUCCCGUGAAAAAAUGCAUGUUGGUAAACUCUCUCUCCCCCCAGAAGAAAGGGCGGAAUCAACAGCCAAUUUCCUGAGAGAUUUACAGAUGAAAACAAUCUCCAAAGACAUCACUACUAAUUCAACCACGAGAAAUGCAAAAGCACCAUUGACAUUUCAUGAUUCUUCUCGUGGAACUGAGAUGGCAAAUCAUUGUUCUAAUUCCAACAAAGAGGAAUUGAUUCUUCCACCAUCCAAUUUUAAAAACAAGGUUUGCCAUUUAUCUCAAGAAGACACAUCAUAUGCUGUAGACUUGGCUGCAAAGGAAUGUGGAGUGGAGAAGCCUUUAGUGGUUGGAUAUGAUAACAUUAUUCUCCUCAGUGAUGAUGAAGAUGAAGAACCCAAGAAGCCAGUUUCGGGAAAAGCAGAAGAAAAAUCUUCUGAAAGGCAUUUGGAGCUUCCUCAGAGGUUGGAACAAUCUGACAACAGUAAAGGCAAAGAUCCUUCUAUACCAAUGUCUCUGACGGAUGCAACACUAAUGUCUCGGAAGGAUGUCAGUUGUAGAUCUGAUGUUGGAAGUAAUAAUUGUUCACGUCAUUUUGUGCAAGCUAAAGAUGAGCCUGAAGAUGUUGCCACAGUUUCGGGAUCUGACUCCACAAACUCUAUGACCAUUGUAGGUGUUGCCAGUGUAGAAAGUGGUAGAAACAUUCAGAAUUCUUCAAAUAAUCAGGAGAUGGGUGAUCAUAACAGUGCAACUGUUGGGAGUUACAUCAAGCAUCUGCAUCCACACGGUGAUGAAAAACCAAAUAAUGGAGAUAAGCAUGAAAAGGUUGGAGCAACUACCAUCUCAGAUUUUGUUGGCAGUGUCAGAAUUAAUACGGGAAGCCCAUCUUGCUCUCAAAAUAAUCCAGAUAGAUGCUUCCGGCAGAAGGGUCCUCGUAUUGCGAAGGUAGUGCGGAGAAUAAAUUGCAAUGUUGAGCCCUUAGAAUUUGGAUCUGUGCUCUCUGGGAAAUCAUGGUGUAACAGCUUGGCCAUAUUCCCCAAAGGUUUUAGAAGCCGCGUCAAGUACAUAAAUGUUUUAGACCCGACAAGUAUGUGUUAUUAUGUUUCAGAAAUCCUGGAUGCUGGGCGCAAUGAUCCUCUAUUCAUGGUUUCUGUGGAGCAUUGUCCAAGUGAAGUAUUUAUUCAUGUUUCGACCUCCAGAUGCUGGGAAAUGGUGAGAGAGCGAGUUAAUCAAGAGAUAACAAAGCAACAUAAAUUGGGAAGAACGAAUCUUCCUCCUCUACAGCCUCCUGGGAGUCUUGAUGGCUUUGAAAUGUUUGGGUUUUCUUCGCCAACCAUUGUGCAGGUAGUUAACCUAUUGAACUUUUAGUUGAUACUAAUAAUACAGCAGGCAAGUAUUCCUUAUAGUUUUUUUGAGGCUGAAGUUUCAUCGUGCUCACUCUACCCUUUUUGUUUUUUUCAUCUUUUCCUUAAGGAUCACUUUAAUUUUUGUUGGUAAUAGUGAUCAGGACUGGAAUACUCUUCUGCAAUCCUGAUCUAGUUAAACUUCUUAU
Molecule: messenger RNA, 4010 nt
Organism: Carica papaya (papaya)
Lineage: Eukaryota; Viridiplantae; Streptophyta; Magnoliopsida; Brassicales; Caricaceae
Source: RefSeq, a predicted model, not a curated record